GUACAUCUGUGUCCUUAUUGUAAUACGGCAACAUGCCCUCAGUUGGGAAAUCAUCAGACAUGACUUCCUCAUUGAUUUGCAGCGAAAUACAGUGCAGAGUAAGCUCUGUCCUAAACAGAGAUGUUAAGCAAUUCGGGAAGAAGUACAUGUUUGAUUCAAAUGAAGAAACCUGUUGGAACUCUGACCAGGGUGAUUCUCAAUGGGUUACCCUGGAAUUCCCACAGCCUAUCAGAGUGUCCCAAUUAAAGGUGCAGUUCCAAGGUGGAUUUUCAGGCAAAACAUGCAGAUUGGAAGGAUGUCUGAAAGAUGAAGACAUGGAUAAAAUCGCUGAUUUUUACCCAGAAGAUAACAGCUCACUACAAAGUUUUCCCAUUCAGGCGGCACCCACACUGAAUUGCCUAAAAAUAGUGUUUGAGAACAGUGCUGACUUUUUUGGGAGAAUAAUAGUGUACUCUUUGGACAUCCUGGGGGAAAGAGCUUUGUGACAUUUUUGCAUGGGUGAGAGAGACAGACCUACUGAGAGAGAGGUUGCCGUGGCAAUGAAGAAUAUGACUACCACCCUACAGGAACUGUUUUGAAGCUGAACCAUUUCUGACCAUUUUUGGUGAGGACAUUUUUGUUGGUCACCUGUUUGUGUCACAGCAAAAGGAGGACUUCUGUCAAAACUUGUAAGUGGAUUUUUAUUGCAGCUUUACAGGCUAGAAGGUUUGAGGUCACACAUCCACUUGGAUAUUUACAUUUGACUGUCUUACAGUUGAUUCUUCAUUGUCAUUUCCAAUAAACAGUGUAUAUUUUCAA
This is a messenger RNA of Esox lucius (northern pike), 798 nucleotides long. RefSeq names its product nuclear receptor 2C2-associated protein (gene nr2c2ap). The record is from RefSeq and is a predicted model, not a curated record. Bases 33 to 485 code for a protein of 150 amino acids. The transcript is spliced from 5 exons. Lineage: Eukaryota; Metazoa; Chordata; Actinopteri; Esociformes; Esocidae.